GCGGACCGGACCGGAGCGCACCGGAGCGCCGCAAGCCCACUCUCCUCUGACCAUUUUCAGCUCCACCACUGUUGUGUGCGGCCCGGCGGCGGUGCGGGCGUCUCGGUGAGGACCUCAGCACGGCGUCGCCUCUCUUUUCUUUUUUAAUUUUCUGAAGGGAACCAGCCGCUGGGACCCACAGCGCAGGUUUGGAGGAUGAACCCCCAGUGCGCCCGCUGUGGCAAGAUCGUCUACCCGACAGAGAAAGUCAGCUGCCUGGACAAGAACUGGCAUAAAGGAUGUUUCCACUGCGAGGUUUGCAAGAUGACCCUGAACAUGAAAAAUUACAAAGGCUACGACAAGAAACCCUACUGCAACGCACAUUACCCCAAGACGUCGUUCACCAUCGUGGCUGACACUCCAGAGAACCUGAGACUGAGACAGCAGAGCGAGCUACAGAGCCAGGUGAAGUACAAGAAGGACUUUGAGGAGAGCAAAGGCCGAGGCUUCAACAUGGUGUCCGACACGCCAGAGAUGCAGAGACUCAGAAGGACCCAGGAGCAGAUCAGUAACGCCAAGUACCACGAGGACUUUGAGCGGGCGCGUGGGCGGGGCUCUGUGCCGGGAUUGGACGAUCCCAGCAUGGAGCGCUACCAGCGGGCCAAUCAGAUGAUGGGGGAGGCGGGGUAUAACAAAGGGAUCCACCCCCAGGUGGUGGAGAUGGACAGACGACCUGGAGGCAUCAUCGUAGCUCCAGUUCUUCCCGGGGCGUACCAGCAGGGCGUCCAGCAGCAGCAGCAGCAGUAUCACGGCUACAUGCAUCAGACCAGCAUGUCGUCGGUCAGAUCCGUCACCUCGCCGCCGCACUCGGCCUCCAUGCGAGUGUACCGCGCGCUGUACGACUACGCCGCGCAGGACCACGACGAGGUCUCCUUCCGGGACGGCGACGUCAUCAUCAACGCCCAGCCCAUCGACGAGGGCUGGAUGUUCGGCACCGUGCAGCGGACCGGCAAGUCGGGCAUGCUGCCGGCAAACUACGUGGAGUGUUACAACUAGAGAGGAGCGCCACCUGGGGGACGAGGGAAGAAUCCACCCUGAGACACUUUAACACUGAUUUAAAAAACAAACAAACAAACAAACAAAAAAAUGCUGUAGGUGAUGUGCUUCACGUUUC
This is a messenger RNA of Myripristis murdjan (pinecone soldierfish), 1153 nucleotides long. RefSeq names its product nebulette (gene nebl). Bases 196 to 1035 code for a protein of 279 amino acids. NCBI's taxonomy places the organism in Eukaryota, Metazoa, Chordata, Actinopteri, Holocentriformes, Holocentridae. Gene Ontology annotation, cellular component: focal adhesion. Gene Ontology annotation, molecular function: actin filament binding. The record is from RefSeq and is a predicted model, not a curated record. The transcript is spliced from 7 exons.